UGUUGAAGUGUUGAUAUUUUAGGUUAUGUAGGUUAAUAAAUUUGCGACACGAAUUGCCUCUUUCUUCCAUUUAUCCUAUUAAUUUAUUAAUUGGAAGGUUAAUUGAAAUAUUCCAUUAUGGAAUUAGAUAUACAAUUUAGUAGUGUAUUGUUUUAUGGCUCCGCAGCUCUAGUUUCUGUUUUUUUGGCGGUCUGUGCAAUACUAAUUGCAAUAUCUAGCCGCUACCCCAUUAUAAUGCGAAGUAGAAAAGAAAAAUACUUUAUGGAUCCUAAUAGCGGAAAAUUCGUCGAAUUCCCAUCUAUUUACGAUAAUUCUAGUAUACAUUUAAGCGUAAUUAUUCCAGCGUAUAAUGAAGAAGUUCGAUUGUCGCCAAUGUUGGAUGAGUGUGUAGCGUUUUUGGAAGACCGGGCGAAAGACGGUCGUUUUAAGUAUGAGAUAAUUGUUGUUAGUGAUGGUAGCGUAGAUAAUACAGUAUUAGUUGCAAAAAAAUAUUGCAAACAGUUAGGGGUAGAGAAAUUCAGAAUACUCGAACUGGAGACAAAUCGAGGUAAAGGAGGGGCUGUUAGACUGGGAAUGUUAAGUGCAAGAGGAGCUCUGCUCUUAUUUGCAGAUGCAGAUGGGGCUACUAAAUUUAUGGAUUUGUCGAAGUUGGAGCUAAGCUUAAAGAAUGAACUUACAGGAGAUUACUUGGAACAACCUGAAGUAUUAGCUAGCAAAACCUGUAUAGUCGUGGGGUCCAGGGCGCAUUUACAAAGUGACGCUGUAGCUCAAAGAAGUCUCUUCCGUACAAUAUUAAUGCAUGGUUUUCAUACAUUUGUGUGGAUGUUUACUGUACGUGAUAUUAAAGACACUCAGUGUGGUUUCAAGCUGUUCACAAGAAAAGCUGCCGUGAUGUGUUUUGAUAGCCUACACGUCGAAAGAUGGGCAUUUGAUGCUGAAUUAUUGUUUAUUGCUAAGAAAUUACACAUUCCAGUGACCGAAGUGGCUGUUAAUUGGACCGAAAUCGAGGGCUCUAAGCUAGUUCCCAUUUGGAGCUGGCUUCAAAUGGGAAAGGAUUUAUUUGUGAUUUGGUUGCGAUAUCAAAUUGGAGCAUGGGACAUCGCUGCACAGAAAAAAGAAUAAAUGAUUAUAUUUUAAAUUUGAAUAAAUGUCUUUUAAGUGAAAUUAUAUUUACCUACAAUAAACUUGACUGAGAUUCCACCAGAAAAUAUAUAAUUCCAAAAUGUU
Molecule: messenger RNA, 1227 nt
Organism: Photinus pyralis (common eastern firefly)
Lineage: Eukaryota; Metazoa; Arthropoda; Insecta; Coleoptera; Lampyridae
Product: dolichyl-phosphate beta-glucosyltransferase-like
Exons: 6
Coding region: 118-1122 (334 amino acids)
Cellular component (GO): endoplasmic reticulum membrane
Source: RefSeq, a predicted model, not a curated record